CUUUCUUUUCCCAGCGUUUUGCACCUGUUCUAUUUCAAUUACCCUAACGCUUUAUUAUUCUUUGUUGUGUGCUCUACCCUUCUGUUUCCACUAUUGUUCUAUCCUCCACCCACCGUUCGUGAAUGAGAAAUACUAGCCCAACCUCUAAUCAUGAACUCGACACUAAUAACAACAAUAAUAAGAUCAACAGCUCAAGUGCCAGCGUGAGCAGCAAAGGAGGCGCACACCAUGGAGGAUCCGCACACCAUGGAGGAUCCGCAGUCCGCAGCGGUCUCAGCAGCAAUCCCAUCGAGGAUAGUACCUCUGCAAGUGGCACCAAGGGUCGCUCCUCCUCCUUCAGUGCAGACUACACUUCGGCCGCAGCCAUGCUCUCUCAUAGAGUUGCUCAUGAAUCCGACGGCGAGAAUGAUCACAUUGACGAUGAUCAGGACGACAGUGAUCGCACAGAGGGUGAAAUAACCCCAGCAGCAAUCAAGACUCUGUCUAAAGCCAAAUCAAUGCGCAUUCCAACUCAUGAUAUUAGGAAUGAUCGCUGCCAGCAGCACGUCCAUCUCGAAGAAGAAGAUGUGGAAUUGAUCUUUAUUGGGUAUAAAUUCCAGAGAGUACGCAUAUAUUUAUAUUACCUGUUGUGUUUCCUCUCGGCAGGGAUAAUUUUCUUGCUUGGACGGUGGAUGCCCCGACGAUACAUUAAUUUUGUGGCCAAAAAGUGUGACAUGAGCAAAGCAGAAUGUAUCGUGGUUCAGAAUGAAUGGGGCCAGGUUUCAAUGGAACACAUCUUUACGAAGUACUAUGGUGGUUCAGUUGACUCAGUAUUUAGUCCUGAGCAGAUGGAAAAGCCCGAAAAUGACAAUAAUGCCAAUGAUGACAAUAGUAUUGACGAGAUAGUGACAUCCGGCAUGUUGCACGAUAUGCGCUAUUUUGACUAUCAAUACAUCCGGUUUAUCUACAACCCGACCGUACAGCUUUUUAUGCAAAAUUCAUACUGGAAAGACCCUGGGUGGACAAGUGUGGCCAAUUGUGAGCGAGGCAUUGGUAGAGAGACGCAUCAGGAACGUACCAUGGUAUUUGGACAGAACAUCAUUGAUGUUCAAGAAAAGACAGUUGGACAACUACUUGUGCAAGAGGUCCUUCAUCCGUUCUACGUAUUUCAAGUAUUUUCAAUGAUUCUUUGGUUCUUGGAUGAUUAUUACUACUAUGCUGCUUGCAUUUUUGUCAUCUCAACCGUCUCAGUUGUGACAGAGUUGGUAGAAACCAAGAAGACUAUGCAUAGGAUGCGUAAUAUGUCUCGCUUUACCUGUAACACUAAAGUCUUUCGAUCUGGACGAUGGCGUUAUAUUGGGUCUGAGGAUCUUGCUCCUGGCGAUGUUUUUGAUGUGACUGACUCCGAGCUUGCAGUGUUUCCUUGUGAUGCUAUUUUAUUGACUGGAGAUUGUAUUGUAAAUGAGAGUAUGCUGACAGGAGAGUCUGUACCAGUUUCCAAGAUACCUGUCACAGUAGCGGCUCUUCAGCAUCUAGAUUUGUCACUCUCAAACAUUCCUGCAGAAAUUGCUCGCCACUUCUUGUUUUCAGGUACAAAGAUUAUUCGUGCCAGGCCAGGAGCGCCACGGGACUCCGAGAAUACACAUGGACAAGAUGACGUUGACAUGGACCCUCAAGCUCGAGGUUUAGCCAUGGUAGUCAGGAUUGGAUUCAACACAACUAAAGGAACUUUGAUCCGGUCAAUGCUCUUCCCUAAACCCAAUGACUUCCAGUUUUAUCGUGACUCUUUCCGAUUUAUCGGCAUUUUAGCCAUCAUUGCCUGCUUGGGAUUCCUCAUUUCGACUAUAAACUUUGUAAAAAUGGGUGUUCCAUUCAAGAUGAUGAUUGUCAAGGCUUUGGACCUAAUCACCAUCGUUGUCCCGCCUGCACUACCAGCGACCAUGUCCAUUGGCACCAGCUUUGCAAUCGCACGCUUGAAACGCUUGAAUAUUUUCUGCAUCAGUCCGACAAGGGUUAACAUUGGCGGCAAAAUCGAUUGCAUGUGUUUUGAUAAGACUGGUACGCUUACUGAAGAUGGUCUUGACAUUUUGGGCAUUCAAUGUGGUGACAGCGCAACUGGGGAAUUCGCAGAAAUGCUCUCUAGCGUAGAGGAGAUGCAAAAAGCGCCAAAAUCGAUCCUGGAAAAGACCAUGCCUAUGUUGUUUGCUAUGACUACCUGCCAUUCUGUCAAGUCUGUUAAUGGUGAACUCAUUGGUGACCCUCUGGAUCUCAAGAUGUUUGAGUUCACACAGUGGAUUUUGGAGGAAGGUGGAUUGGGCGCCAGGACUGCAAAUAUCCCUGAAUCAUCGCAAGGCGCCGCGAAAGGAGACGUGGGUGGUGUCGUUUCAACUGUUGUUCGGCCUCCUGGAGGAAAGCAAUUUAAUUUGGAGGAAGUCAUCGCCAAACAUAAUAACGCCGAUAAGGAUAUAAGCAAUUCACCUACCUUCUUAGAAUUAGGCAUCAUCCGCUGCUUUGAAUUUGUUUCUUCCUUACGUCGCAUGAGCGUGAUUGUGAAACGCCUGCAUAACCCUGGCAUGGACGUUUUCGUAAAGGGAGCGCCGGAAGUUAUGACUGAUAUUUGUCAAAAGGAUUCAUUACCUUCGGAUUAUGCCAAGCGUCUUGCCUAUUACACGCAUCACGGAUAUCGGGUCAUUGCUUGCGCGUACAAGGCAAUGCCAACGUUGAAUUUCGUCCGUGCCCAAAGAAUUAAACGUGAUCAAAUCGAGUCCGAUUUAACAUUUCUGGGAUUCAUUAUCUUUGAGAACAAACUCAAGCCAACCACCGCGCCUAUCGUGGCCACCCUGGGAAAUGCUCGCAUUCGCCAGGUGAUGUGCACAGGAGACAAUGUUCUCACGGCUAUUAGUGUCUCGAGGGAAUGUGGGUUGAUCAACAGAGCACGCGAGGUAUAUACACCUAGAUUUGUUUCUGGUGACUCUACUACAGAAAACUCGGAGAUUAUUUGGGAAAAUACGGAAAACGAGCAUAUGAGGUUGGACUCGGUCACACUGAAGCCCAAUAAUAAUUGGUCGGACGACUUUAGCAACGGACCUGAAUUCCCUCGAUACAGCCAAAUGAUGAACGAUUACGCUCUUGCUGUGACUGGAGACUGCUUUCGAUGGAUGGUUGAUUAUGCUCCAACAUCGACCCUAAACAGGAUGCUUGUCAAGGGACAGAUUUUUGCUCGUAUGUCUCCGGAUGAGAAGCAUGAGCUUGUUGAACAUCUUCAGGGCAUUGGCUACUGUGUGGGCUUCUGCGGAGAUGGUGCAAAUGACUGUGGAGCUCUCAAAGCCGCAGAUGUUGGCAUCAGUUUAAGCGAAGCUGAAGCAUCCGUUGCAGCGCCAUUCACGAGUCGAUCGAAUGAUAUUACAUGCGUCGUUAAGGUUAUUCAGGAGGGUCGUGCUGCUUUGGUGACGAGCUUCAGUUGCUUCAAGUAUAUGGCCUUGUAUAGUAUCAUUCAGUUUACGACUGUCAGCUUCCUAUAUGCAUUUGCAUCAAAUUUGGGUGACUUUCAGUUCUUGUACAUCGAUCUAGUGCUUAUUUUGCCAAUUGCAGUUGUCAUGGGCCGUACAGAGGCAUACCCUAUCUUAAGCCCCAAGCGCCCGACUGCUAAUUUGGUUUCAAAGAAGGUGCUCACGUCUUUGAUUGGACAGAUCAUGAUCCAAUCCCUAUUUCAAGGAUUGAUGUUUAUACUUGUACGACAUCAGCCUUGGUACACUCCUCCCGAGUAUGAUAGUGAAGAGAAGAACAUCGAGUGUUAUGAGAACACAGUCCUGUUCUUGCUUUCAUGCUUCCAAUAUCUACUCGUAGCCAUUGUCUUUAGUGUUGGACCUCCAUACCGUAAACCGAUGUCCUCUAAUCGGCCGUUCGUUAUUAUAACGAUUACUUUAAUCCUUACUUCGACGGUCAUGGUUAUGUUCACUAUCGGCUGGCUCGCGGACUUUAUGCAGUUAGUGUAUAUACCAAUCAGUUUCAGAAUUGGAAUUAUGAUCAUGGCGGGCUUGAAUUUGGGCGUGUCUUUACUAUGCGAGCAUUUUGUGUUCCCAAUCAUUUCCCGCUGGAUCGGACAGUGGUUGAACGCAUGGAAGGCCCGCCGUGAGGUGCGUCAUGCACAGCAACAGCAAGUCGCUGCACCACCAUCUCAUGAACGGCAGAACAUUGGGGCAGGAUAUGGAAGUCAAUCUGUUACUGGUCCAUCAAUUGUGGUUGUGCAGCAGCAAGGAACUAUGGAUGAUGGCCAUGGUGAAUAUACUGAGGAAUAUCUAAAUGGCAGCAGUCAAGCUGGGACGAAGAAAGCGCGAAGCAAGAAAACUUCGCUGAAGGUUUAUAAGAUGGUAGAGAAGGAGAUGAUGGAACCAUGAUAGAGAA
Messenger RNA from Lobosporangium transversale, 4383 nucleotides. RefSeq lists its product as hypothetical. Gene Ontology annotation, biological process: intracellular calcium ion homeostasis. The record is from RefSeq and is a predicted model, not a curated record. The transcript is spliced from 7 exons. NCBI's taxonomy places the organism in Eukaryota, Fungi, Mortierellomycota, Mortierellomycetes, Mortierellales, Mortierellaceae. Gene Ontology annotation, molecular function: P-type ion transporter activity; ATP binding; ATPase-coupled monoatomic cation transmembrane transporter activity. Gene Ontology annotation, cellular component: membrane. Bases 123 to 4376 code for a protein of 1417 amino acids.